This is a messenger RNA of Dunckerocampus dactyliophorus (ringed pipefish), 1005 nucleotides long. Its product is annotated as hatching enzyme 1.2-like. The record is from RefSeq and is a predicted model, not a curated record. Gene Ontology annotation, biological process: proteolysis. Lineage: Eukaryota; Metazoa; Chordata; Actinopteri; Syngnathiformes; Syngnathidae. The coding region runs from base 88 to 894 and encodes 268 amino acids. Gene Ontology annotation, molecular function: zinc ion binding; metalloendopeptidase activity. The transcript has 9 exons.
GGCGUACAGACACGGGUUAAACCAUAUAAAAAUCCUGGACACAAACCUCUGCAGUUACGUCCACAGAGGCAAUCCAAGGUCGCUGGAAUGGCUGUUUUCAAGCUCUCAUUUGUGGCUGUAUUGCUGCUUUCUGCCUAUUGCUGGGCUGACAAUGAGGUAUACAGCAUUGAAGAAGAUCUGAGCGACCUUUCUGUGUCGGAACUUCUGGAGAGAGCCAACAGUAACAGGAUGCGUUCAGCUGAUGAGCCAGAGUUGAUUGAAGGAGACAUUGCCAUCGACAAUGAUGCCGAGAGAAAUGCAGACCCCUGUACCAGCCGCGGUUGCACGUGGAGCAAGUGGACUGAUGGGAAGGUCUACAUUCCUUAUUACAUCGCCAGUCACUUUUCCUCCCGUGAGAAGGCCAUCAUCACCCGUGGUCUGGAGUCCUUCUCUUCCUUUUCCUGCAUCCGCUUCAGGCCCACCAGAAGCAGUGACCGUGACUGGCUGAGCAUCGAGUCCCAGAAUGGAUGCUACUCCUACGUUGGUCGCCGUGGUGGUAAGCAGGUGGUGUCUCUGGCUCGCCGUGGAUGUCUCUAUCAUGGCACCGUCCAGCACGAGUUGCUCCACGCUCUUGGAUUCAACCAUGAACAGACCCGCUCUGACAGGGACAACCACAUUAGAGUUCUGCUGCAGAAUGUUCAGUCUGGAAUGGAGCACAACUUCAGAAAGAUUGCUACCCUCAACCAGGGCACUUCCUAUGACUACAACUCUGUCAUGCAGUACCACAAGUAUGCCUUCUCCAAGAACAAUCAGCCCACCAUGCUCCCCAUCCCUAACAGCAACGUGUCCUUUGGCAACGCUAAGGAGAUGAGCCGCACUGACAUUGCCAGGCUCAACAACCUCUACAAGUGUUAGGAUGACAUGUUUCAAAGUCAUGACUGGGACUGCCCUAGUCUGUCAUCAGAGUCGCAAUUGUGAACUCAUCAGCAAACUAAUUUAGAAAUAAACAUACUUGACCAUGACAUA